CACAUUUUAUCACAUUUUAGAUGCUCUUACCAAACCUACUCCAAUUCCUUUGUCGAGACGAUCCAGUGAGCUCAACCCGAGAAGCUCUUACCUACUUGGAAGUACUUUACUGGAGAGUGAUCCAAUUUCACUCUCAACCGCCUUUCUUGCUACUCCAAUUACAAACUCAACAUUUGGAUUUGGCCUCAACCUUCACGGCUUCACAGUUCUGAAGUUUCCUAUCAAAAUGAAACCCUCCAGAUAUUCCCUUCUCGCGUCUCUCAUCUGGGUCGUUGUUCUUUUGCCUUCAUUUUGCUUCGCUAAAAAUCACAUUGCUCUUAGUUCCAGUUUACGUUCGUCGUUAGCCGAGAAGCUGAUCAGAGAGCUGAACCUGUUCCCUAAUGAGUCUAUCAACAUCGUCGAUCGGAUCUCUCCGUCCGCAGCCUCUCGGAAUCCGAGGAUUGUUGAGAAGCGGUUCACUUUUCCCAACCUUGCAGACUCUAGCGUUUCAAUUGAGGAUUUAGGUCAUCAUGCCGGCUACUAUAAGAUCGAGAACUCAUAUGCCGCUAACAUGUUCUACUUUUUCUUUGAAUCACGUCAAAGCAAGAAUGACCCUGUUGUUAUCUGGUUAACUGGAGGGCCAGGAUGCAGCAGUGAGUUGGCACUUUUCUAUGAGAAUGGGCCUUUCAAAAUUGCAAAUAACUUGUCACUUAUAUGGAAUGAUUAUGGCUGGGAUAAGGUCUCAAACCUUUUGUAUGUAGAUCAACCUACUGGAACUGGCUUCAGUUACAGCUCUGACAGUCGCGAUAUCCGCCACAGUGAAGAUGGUGUUAGCAAUGACUUAUAUGACUUUUUGCAGGCUUUCUUUACCGAGCAUCCUGAGUAUGCCAAGAAUGACUUCUACAUCACUGGAGAAUCAUAUGCUGGGCAUUACAUACCUGCUUUUGCUGCAAGAGUCCACAAAGGAAACCAAGCCAAUGAAGGAGUUCACAUAAAUCUUAAGGGAUUUGCCAUAGGUAAUGGGCUUACUGAUCCAGCAAUCCAGUACAAUGCUUAUCCUGAUUAUGCAUUGGACAUGGGCAUAAUUACUGAGUCUUAUCAUAAAACCUUGGUCAAGGUGCUUCCACUCUGUGAGGCCGCGAUAAAGCUAUGUGGAACUCAGGGUACAGCCUCUUGUGUAGCUGCCUACUAUGUUUGCAAUGCUGUUUUUGAUGCAAUCCUUGUAAAAGCUGGUGAUAUCAAUUACUACGACAUCAGGAAGAAGUGUGAGGGAAGUCUCUGUUAUGACUUCUCAAACAUGGAGAAACUGCUGACCCAGAAGUCCGUUAAGGAAGCUCUUGGGGUUGGCGAUAUAGAGUUUGUAUCUUGUAGCACUUCAGUGUACAAGGCCAUGCUUGUUGACUGGAUGAGAGAUCUUGAAGUGGGCAUCCCUACAUUGCUAGAGGAUGGGAUACAUAUGCUCGUGUAUGCAGGAGAGUAUGACCUCAUUUGCAACUGGCUUGGUAAUUCAAGAUGGGUCAAUGCUAUGGAAUGGGCGGGGCAGAAGGAGUUUGUAGCGUCCUCAGAAGUACCAUUUGAGGUUGAUGGCUCAGAAGCAGGGAUACUAAAACGCCAUGGGCCUCUCAGUUUCCUCAAGGUGCAUGACGCUGGACACAUGGUUCCAAUGGAUCAGCCGAAAGCUGCAUUGGAGAUGCUGAAGAGGUGGAUGGCUGGCACUCUCUCUGAGAGUAUUGUGACCAAUCGUGAAAGCUUAGUCUCCUCAAUCUGAGCUACUUUCUUCAAGUGUUGUACUGUUUUACAUCUGCAAAUAUGUAACCCCCCAUCCCCAUCUUUGUUUCACCACUGAACUCCUAAAACUGAGACACGGCUGUAUGAACUUUUCUAUUCAAGCUGUUGUCGAUGCAAAUAGUGUAGUAACCAGGUCUGCAUGGCUGCUGUUUUCAUGUAAGCUCUUGUGUUCCCUGACUCUUCCGUGUGCAUUUUGGUUCGGUUCAGGGCCAAAUGGUGUAGGGGGCCGAAGUAGAAACAAUUGAACCAGUGUUGAACUGGGUAGGAUUCUGUAUCGGAAUUUGGGCACAGACGCACAGUACUCGGUUUCAAAGCUAUGUGAAUCAUCUUUUAGUUUUUGUUUUUUGUUUUUUUUUAAAGGUGGAUUCAUAUCCCGCUAUUUGUGAAUUGUGACUAUUGUGUGGUUAAAUUAUUGCCCUAGUCCCUAUAGAACUAGAGAGAAAGACAGCAAGUUGUGCCACUGAGUAUGCUAGAACAUCUAGCCAUUUACCUAUUCUGCUAUUCAUAUUUCUAGGAAUU
This is a messenger RNA of Cuscuta epithymum, 2286 nucleotides long. The record is from the annotation of a GenBank genome assembly. Lineage: Eukaryota; Viridiplantae; Streptophyta; Magnoliopsida; Solanales; Convolvulaceae.